UUGGUAUUAGUGUGGACCCUUAACUCGUUGGACACAUCGGUAUGUUCCCUUGUGAGUUUUCAGUGAAUCUGUGAACCCAUAUGGUUCCCUUUGUAUUUAAAAAAAAUCAAGAAAAGGAAAUGCGGGUAAAAUCUUUAAAAUAGUCUGAAAAAACUCUGGCUCUUUGACACUGCAUUUUAGUUUCGUGUUUAAUUUACAUAUUUAGUUCAACUUUCCUGAUGUGUAUGUAAUAACCUUAACCAAAAAUUUGUCGGGCUUGCUUUGAUAUGGGAAUCUACCGACGCAGAAACUAAGGAUUUGUUUAAAGUUCCCAACAUUAUCCUUAAAAAAUAAAACGACGGAACUUCUACUAAAUAAUUGCGUUUGGACAAAUUGUGCUGAUUUUUAUGAUGAGCGCAGUCUCUGUGAGAUUACUAAAUCUGCUACCCCCAAAGCCGUUAAAGCUGCAAUGUGCCGUAUCUCGCACACGAAAAAGUGUAACUUUAACGGAUUUGGGGGUAAUAAAUUUUUAAUUCUCCCAGAGACACGCAGCUAGAAUAUACUGACAGUCAACUCAACAAUUUCAUAGUUUGCUCACGUUGGUGCGAACGAACUAACUAAAGUCAUUCCUAAAAUCAUCGGCUAUGCAAAUUUAUUGUUUACAUACUUGCACAAAGUGAGGGUGGGUCAUUAGUUUCCGGCGAAGGUCUUGACGUGAAUGAUUUUUGAUUGAAAAUGGUUUAAUUGUGCUUAAGAUAGUAAACCACAUCUUUGCAACAAAUUUUCAAAUGGCCAUUUCGAAGCUUAGAAAAAUUCGCGAGCGCCGAAGGCGCGAGCGUCUUGGGGCGCAUCAAUAAGUUUGCCCACCCUCAUGGGUGGCCUAGUUUAGGCACUGAGUGUAACCAAAUAAAAGUCUAUGUCUAGGAUGUCGUAUUCUAAAAGUGGGAUAAAUAAAUAAUUUGAAUGGAAACUUUAAGGUAACUUUAACUUCAAGAAGGGCUGCCUCACGGAUAUUCAUAUAUACUAUAGAUUGUUUAACUUAAAGGGUGGCGACGCAAAAAUACUUAAAUAUUUAAUUACUCGUUUAUCUAAAUCUCUAUGCGCACAAAAGCUACAAAAACUCGAGAACAUCGGUAUGUAUCCACCAAUAAUUGUGAGAUAACACAAAUCGAUGAUUGUGUUCCAUAUCAUCGUGGGAAAAUAAUAAUUCGACAAUUGUUUUGUCUAUACGCACAUAAAAAUAUGAAUGGACGACAGUUAACUCCCCUACUUUAGUUGCAUUUUGCCUUUCGCCAGUCCCAGCUCGGAAAUAAUACACAUUGCCAUCGUCUAUAUACAUUUUUUUUCAAAUGGAAUUCUUUUCUAAAACGUGGGACGUUGUGCAAACAGUUGCUACGUCAAUUACCUCAAUAACGAUUGAAAGUAAGGUGGAUGGCUCGCAAAUUGGUACCUGGAACUCGGAAACAAUUUCGUCAGGAUGCUCUGUUAUUUCAGUUACAGAGUCAGGAACAGCACUGCGAUUGUCGGCUGAUUAUUAUGGAACACCAGAAAUUCAUAAAAUGCAGGAAAAAGGGUUUUUAUUAAUCACCAAAAUACGAGGAAACCAACCUUCUCGAUCGGACCGGAUUGAAUUAGCACUUUGUCACGAUAGAGGAACUGGUCGCGUGUGUCUUAAACUUUUACCAAACGACGACAAUUCAAGUUCUUCCAGUCAGACAGUGGAAAUCCGGAAAUACUUUCAAUGGCUUCCAGUUAAUGUGACCACUCGCCCAGGGGUUCUUAUGCUAAAAAACUUGGGCAGUGGUCAAUGCCUCGAGAACAUGGGGAUUGGAGCACAAGUUAGAUUAUGCCCGCAAGAUAUGGAAAACAAAGCGCAGUGGUGGCUUAUCAAUGACUUUGCCAGCAUGAUGCAACGGACGCAAAAGACAAUGUCAGGUUUAUCUUAUGAUGACGAUGACGACUGAAUGAAUACAUGCAGUAAAUUAUGUAUGCAUACACAGUGUAUGAUACACUUCCGAGGGCUACUUUACUUUUGUGUAUUUUAGAACAAGAUGUCAUACAUAUAUACCACAUAAAUAUUUUCAUUGGAAUAAAACAUCCUCCCUAUUUUA
This is a messenger RNA of Folsomia candida, 2090 nucleotides long. RefSeq lists its product as uncharacterized. The coding region runs from base 1329 to 1943 and encodes 204 amino acids. The record is from RefSeq and is a predicted model, not a curated record. The transcript has 4 exons. Lineage: Eukaryota; Metazoa; Arthropoda; Collembola; Entomobryomorpha; Isotomidae.